GUACAUUAAUUUCCCAUCAGCUGUACUGGGCACAGCACCUUUUUAAUAGCAACAUGCAAAAGUCUACUAAGUUUAUAACUUGUGUAAAACUGCUGCUCAGGUGCAGAAGGGCUGUGCAGCGCUCUGACGUGCAGCAGGUCCUAGGUUACUGGCUUAUUUUCACACAUUAGCAGCUGCAAACUAAGACCACCACUGUGUGUGGAGGUGUGGUUUUCUUGAAUACAGCAGUAUAUUUUUAGUCCAGUGUUUUUCUACAGUUAACAGGCUGCAAAUUGUUGAUACAUAAAAAAUGUCAGCAGCAUAGUGACAAGAUAUUGGCUUGUUAGAUAUUUGCCUUUAUGAAUACCACAUGGGAAACAGUGUUAGAACUACUACAGGCUUUGUGUUUAGCCUAGUUUAUUAAUUAUUUUAUAUUAAAAAUCAGACAAACAGAAAACUAAUUACAAAUGAGAAUCAAUUGACUAUUGAUUAACUCGACACAAUCAGAAAUUCUGCUAUUAGUUUCAUUUCUCUUCUGAAUUUCUCAGGUUUUUAAAAAAUUAAAGUCACCAGUAACUAGUGACUAUGCUACAGCAAUACAGAACAUGUUAUACACUUUAAGUAUUACUUAUUAGCUUCGUACCAUUAUCAGUGAAAAAAAAUCCAUUAUAAUAAUUAUAUGCUAUUUAUAAAGAAAAUGGCCCGACAGAAUUUAAUUUGUGCUUCAAUCGUUUCCAAGCACAAAUUCUUUCUUCCUCAAUUCUCUCUACACACUGUACAAUGUAAAGACCAGAAAUAAACUGAGCUGUUGUCAGUGGAAAAUUCGCAGGUCGGUCAGUGAGCCACGAUGAGGACGUACUUCUAAAAGUAAAAAUGUUUUUCUUCUAUAUGAUCAUCACAGCUCUGUCUACAGCAGCUCUGACCAAAGGGGCUGUGAAAUGCAAAAUUGAAGUGAAUGAAACUACUCAGCACUGCAUUGCAAAACUUGAUGAGCCACUGACCUUUCAAUUACUCACUCACAAGAAAAAAACACAUUUGAAAAAGAAUAACAUUAACAUUUUAAGGGUAAACAAUGACAAGGUAGAGGAUAUAAAUGAGGACUAUAGAAGUCGUAUUAUACAAUUAACAAAUACAACUAUUACACUUGACAUGGUGAGAACGACAGAUUCUGGAAAUUACCUGCUGGAAACCUUUAACCAUGAAGGUCAAAUAUCACACACAACCAACUUUCAUCUAGAAGUACAAGCUCCAGUUCCAGUCUCAAAACCAAACGUAUCACAGACGUGUUUGUCACCAGAACAGUCUGUCGUCUGCUGCUCCACUGAGGGAGACGGAGUAGAGUUCAUUUGGAGUUUGGACAACAACAUAUUGAUACAGACCAGAGCUGAGAGCACAAAUAAACCAACAUCUGAGGUUUCCAACGUUACCAUCAGCUUACACGGCCAGCUCACUGGAAACUUAGCAUGUAUCACUCAGAACGACAUCAGCUCAGAACAAACUGUGAUCCAGCUCAGGAGCUGUAGAGGUUCCAUUCACGCUCCUUCUGUGACUGUGACUGUCGCUGUGAUAGUCAGCGUAUGCACUUUGCUUCUGCUUUUGGCUCUGUUUCUUUAUGUAAGACCUGUGGCUGUAGAAGAUGAUGCUGAAUAUGAAAUUGUCUGCUAUACUGUAACAAUGACGCCUGCAAAGGAAAGAAGACUGUAUGUAAAGUGGCAAUGUGCAGGUAAUAAAUGGCUUUGCAGAUCCUGCACCUUAGUCGUGUCAUUUCUGCUUCCGGUUUUAUUUUGUUACUUCCUGUCAUCCUCCUGUCUGUUUGCUCAUUGCUGCUUUACUCCCGGUCACAUGAUUCACCAGCUGCAGUCUAUCAGUAGUUUUACCUUGUACUUAAGCACCAGUAUUCUCCUAGUCAAGCUGCCAGAUUGUCUGCGUUUCCAUGUCAGCAUCAUGUCCAGCGUGUGUAGUCUGUGUACUGUGUGUACUGUGUGUACCGUGUGUACCGUGUGUACCGUGUGUACCGUGUGUAGCCUGUGUACGGUGUGUACUCCUGUGCUCAUUAAACUCCACAAACCGACAUCCGUGUUGUCCUGUACAUUUGUGUUCGUCACCUCGCCCGUUCUGACAUAA
Molecule: messenger RNA, 2103 nt
Organism: Betta splendens (Siamese fighting fish)
Lineage: Eukaryota; Metazoa; Chordata; Actinopteri; Anabantiformes; Osphronemidae
Exons: 7
Coding region: 853-2103 (416 amino acids)
Source: RefSeq, a predicted model, not a curated record